CAUGCAUCACGAUGCAUGAAACACAUCAAUUAAUAUCCAGAUCCCAAAAUGCAACUAAUAUCCAGAUCUAGUACUUGGCCAAUGCCACUCUAUAUAUAGUACGAAGUAUAGAAUUAAUCAGCAAGCUAGCACGAAGAGAGCAGAUCCAUUCGAGGCGUGGACGACGGAGAUGGAGACGAAGAAGCCUCACGCGGUGUGCGUGCCGUUACCGACGCAAGGGCACGUGACGCCGUUGCUGAUGCUGGCGAAGCUCCUCCACCUCAAGGGCUUCCACAUCACCUUCGUCCACACGGAAUACAACCAUCGGCGUCUGGUCCGGUCGAGGGGCCCCGAAGCCGUGGAGGGCCUCCCGGACUUCCGCUUUGCCACCAUCCCCGACGGGCUGCCGCCGUCGGACGCCGACGCCACGCAGGACCCGGCGUCCAUCUGCUACUCCACAAUGACCACCUGCCUUCCCCACUUGAAGAAGUUGCUGCGGGAGCUCAACGGCACGGGGGCGGCCGGGGUGCCGCCGGUGACGUGCGUCGUGGCGGACAACGUGACGAGCUUCAGCGUCGACGCGGCGGCGGAGCUCGGGGUCCCCUGCGCGCUCUUCUGGACCGCCAGCGCCGCCGGUUACAUGGGCUACUGCAACUUCCGGUUCCUCAUGGACAAGGGCAUCGCUCCCCUCAAAGACGAAGCGCAGCGGAGGAAUGGAUACCUGGAGACGCCGGUGCCGGAUGCUCCCGGGAUGAGCCAGCGCAUGCGCCUCCGGGACUUCCCCUCCUUCAUCUGCACCACGGACCGCGGCGACGUGAUGCAGAACUUCUUGCUGCACGAGGUGGAGCGGACGGGCCGCGCCGCCGCAGUCAUCGUCAACACCUUGGACGAGCUGGAGCGGCCGGCGCUGGACGCCAUGCGCGCCGUCCUGCCGCCCACAUGCAGGGUCUACACAAUCGGCCCGCUCCACCUCCUGCAACAGGAGCAGCUGCUCCCUGGGAUACGCGCCAGCCUCUGGCGAGAGGACCGCUCCUGCCUCGAGUGGCUGGACGGCAGGGAGCCCGGGUCCGUGGUGUACGUCAACUUUGGGAGCAUCACCACCAUGUCCGGCGAGGAGCUGGUGGAGUUCGCGUGGGGCCUGGCCAACUCCGGCCACCCCUUCCUGUGGAUCGUGAGGAAGGACCUGCUGGCGGCGAAGAAGGACGACGACGCCGCCGUGCGGCUGCCUCCCGAGUUCGUGGAGGCCACCAAGGGCAGGUGCCUCCUGGCGAGCUGGUGCGAGCAGGAGGCGGUGCUGCAGCACCCGGCGCUCGGCGUCUUCCUCACACACUGCGGCUGGAACUCCACCUUUGUGGCCAUCAGCGCCGGGCUGCCCAUGCUCUGCUGGCCAUUCUUCGCCGAGCAGCAGACCAACUCCCGCUACGCGUGCCUCGACGAUGAGUGGGGCGUCGGAUUGGAGGUCGGCGAUGAGGUUCGACGCGAGGUGGUGGAGUCCAGGAUAAGGGCGGCCAUGGGGGGCGACGACGACGGUGGCAACAGGUUGAGGCGCAAGGCGGCCGAGUGGAAGGAGAUGAGCGCCCGUGCUGCUGCUGGCAGGUCCAUGGCCAACCUUGACAGCCUCAUCAACGAUGUUCUCAUGCAACCUCCCCCCAAGCCGGCAAUUCCAGAUUCAUCAUCACCAUGCUUGGAAUAUGAAUGGAAUACAUCAGGUCUUUCCCUUUAAUUAUUACUGUAGUUUUUUGUUUGGAAUUUUAGAAUAAGCAAGCCAGCAUGCAGGCAUGUUUAAUUUCCUUCCCUAUAAAAUAAUAAUGCACACUCUUUUUCUUUUCAACUACUCAUAAGUAGUAGUGAUGAUGUACUGGUAUGAGAAAUUAUCAAGUGUGGAAGCAUGGAAA
Hordeum vulgare subsp. vulgare (domesticated barley) is the source of this 1874-nucleotide messenger RNA. RefSeq names its product 7-deoxyloganetin glucosyltransferase-like. Gene Ontology annotation, molecular function: UDP-glycosyltransferase activity. Lineage: Eukaryota; Viridiplantae; Streptophyta; Magnoliopsida; Poales; Poaceae. The coding region runs from base 170 to 1702 and encodes 510 amino acids. The record is from RefSeq and is a predicted model, not a curated record. The transcript has 2 exons.